Molecule: messenger RNA, 1628 nt
Organism: Zea mays
Lineage: Eukaryota; Viridiplantae; Streptophyta; Magnoliopsida; Poales; Poaceae
Exons: 4
Coding region: 123-1304 (393 amino acids)
Cellular component (GO): membrane
Molecular function (GO): transmembrane transporter activity
Source: RefSeq, marked validated
UGCUCUUGGUCGAGUAGUUCCCUCUCCUCUCUCUGAUUCUUCUGCUUCUCGGUCUAGCUAGCUAGCUCGGUGCCUCGGCCAACCGGGCGUCGCGCGCUGGCCGGCCUGCCAGGCAAGCAACAAUGGCAGAUUCAGGGGAGGGGCGUCGGGUGUGCGGCAUGCCGGAGAAGGCGCAGCUGCACGUGGCGAUGCUGCUGCUGCAGUUCGGCUACGCGGGCUUCCACGUGGUGUCGCGGCUGGCGCUCAACAUGGGCAUCAGCAAGCUCGUCUUCCCCGUCUACCGCAACAUCAUCGCGCUCUGCCUGCUCGUGCCCUUCGCCUACUUUCUGGAGAAGAAGGACAGGCCGCAGCUGACCCUCAACUUCGUCGUCCAGUUCUUCCUUCUCGCGCUCUGCGGCAUCACGGCGAACCAAGGGUUCUACCUUCUGGGCCUGGACAACACGUCGCCGACGUUCGCGUCCGCCAUCCAGAACUCGGUCCCGGCCAUCACCUUCGCCAUGGCCGCGGCGCUGCGGAUCGAGAAGGUCCGGCUGGACCGCCGCGACGGCGUGGCCAAGGUGGCGGGCACGCUGGCGUGCGUGGCGGGUGCGUCCGUCAUCACGCUCUACAAGGGCCCCACCAUCUUCGGUCCCAGCGGCAGCGGCGGCGGCGGCGGCCUCGAGCUGGCGGCGGUGGGCGGCGACAAGAACUGGACGCUGGGGUGCGUGUACCUGAUCGGGCACUGCCUGUCGUGGUCGGGCUGGCUGGUGCUGCAGGCUCCCGUGCUGAAGAAGUACCCGGCGCGGCUGUCCGUCACCUCCUACACCUGCUUCUUCGGUGUCAUCCAGUUCCUCGUCAUCGCCGCCUUCAUGGAGAGGGACGCGGAGGCCUGGAAGUUCCACUCCGGAUCCGAGCUCUUCACCAUCCUAUACGCCGGGUUCAUCGCGUCCGGGGUGGCGUUCGCGGUGCAGAUCUGGUGCAUCGACCGUGGGGGCCCGGUGUUCGUGGCGGUGUACCAGCCGGUGCAGACGCUGGUGGUGGCCAUCAUGGCGUCGCUCACCCUGGGCGAGAAGUUCUACCUGGGGGGCAUCAUCGGCGCCGUGCUCAUCGUCGCCGGCCUCUACCUCGUGCUCUGGGGCAAGAGCGAGGAGAGGGCGCGCGUCGCCAGGGACGCCGUCUCCGGCGGCGACCGCGAGGGGCUCCUUGUCGCGGCCGCCGCCGGAGGUGGUGGCGGCGGCAUCGUCAGGAGCGCCGGCAAUAAGGCGGCGUCGGCCGCGACGCAGCCUCUCCUGCUGCCGUCCUCCACCCCCACUGACAACGUCUGACCGAUCCAUGGAUGGAUGAAUCGUCAUCCAUGCUUGCCUUUGGUGCGUGGAGAUCUGAGGCAGCAUGCAGAAUUACCAGUUAUUAGUCAUUUCUUUGAGGUUUUCCUUGUUGAUUUUCACGCAUGUAUGUAUGCUGCUACCUACGUGUACGUACGUACGUAUAUGCAUGCAUCACUAUGGUUGUUACGCCUUUGAUCACAAGACAACUACGUAGCUAGGAUCGUCGGAGUGUGUUGACGACGUUUGGUAUGUGCAUGCGCAAUGCCUCAUCACAGGAGGUGUGUAAUAAUAUUAGUUUGCAGGUAUAAUUAUGCGUUUUAUUAA